GAACUUGAGAGAUUGAGUGGUGUGGGUGUGGGUCAGCACUUCAGCAGUGACUCAAAUUUGAGGAACUAAGGCUGAGAAUCUACCAUCAGAGACGUCACAUGGUGAUGAGUGGCCACUUCUGUGGUUUUUACCAGAAUGUUACUGGAGGAGGAAAGACGUUGAAGAGAUAGCAAAAUGUCUUAUUCCGUUCUGAUGUGGCGGGGGUUCUGACAAGCCUGUGCCUGCUCGCUGCUGAAACGCUAUGUUUAAGAUAUUGUUUAGGAGCAAGACCAGGUUACAAGAGGUGAAAUCAGAAAUCACAGGGAUAGAGAAGGAGUUUGCCUCUUUAAUGUGUAAGGAUGAAGGGAACGUGAAAGAGAUUAACAUCACGCACCAUGUGAAGGAAGGUUCCGAGAAGGCUGACCCAUCCCACUUCGAGCUGCUGAAGGUUCUGGGCCAGGGGUCCUUUGGCAAGGUGUUUCUGGUGAGGAAGGUCAAGCCGCCGGACUCUGGCCAGCUCUACGCCAUGAAGGUCUUGAAGAAAGCGACACUGAAAGUGCGGGAUCGUGUACGAACUAAAAUGGAGCGGGACAUUCUGGUGGACGUGAAUCAUCCGUUCAUAGUGAAGUUACAUUAUGCGUUUCAGACCGAAGGAAAGCUCUACCUCAUUCUGGACUUCCUCCGAGGAGGUGAUCUGUUUACUCGCCUCUCUAAAGAGGUGAUGUUCACUGAAGAAGAUGUGAAGAUUUACCUGGCGGAGCUGGCUCUGGCACUGGAUCACCUGCACAGCUUCGGCAUCAUCUACCGCGACCUCAAGCCCGAGAAUAUUUUGCUGGAUGAAGAGGGACACAUUAAGCUAACAGACUUCGGGCUGAGCAAGGAGGCGAUCGACCACGAGAAGAAAGCCUACUCGUUCUGUGGCACAGUGGAGUACAUGGCUCCGGAGGUGGUGAACCGUCGCGGGCACACGCACAGCGCAGACUGGUGGUCCUUUGGGGUCCUGAUGUUUGAAAUGCUCACCGGCUCGCUGCCGUUCCAGGGGAAGGAUCGAAAGGAGACGAUGACACUGAUUCUGAAGGCUAAGCUGGGGAUGCCUCAGUUCUUGAGUUCCGAAGCACAAAGCUUGCUGCGAGCACUUUUCAAGAGGAACGCCGCAAACCGAUUAGGAGCUGGUACGGAUGGUGCAGAGGAGCUCAAGAGACAUCUUUUCUUCGCAACUAUUGACUGGAACAAACUGUAUCGAAGAGAAAUGAAGCCUCCAUUCAGACCAGCAGUAGCCAGGCCAGACGACACCUUCUAUUUUGAUCCAGAGUUUACAGAGCGAACGCCAAAAGACUCUCCGGGUGUCCCUCCCAGUGCCAGUGCUCACCAGCUGUUCCGUGGCUUCAGCUUUAUCGACUCUGGACUCGAGAAAGAGGAAGGAAAGUCGGACGUUCCCAUCCAUCCGCUCUUGCAUCCUGUAGUGAAGCAAAUGCACGGCAGCAACAUGACCCUAACUGAUGGUUACGAGAUGAAGGAGGAUAUCGGAGUGGGCUCCUACUCUGUCUGCAAGCGAUGCAUCCGCAAGGGGACAAACUCGGAGUACGCAGUCAAGAUAAUCGACAAGAGCAAGAGAGAUCCCACGGAGGAGAUUGAGAUCCUGCUGCGGUACGGCCAGCACCCCAACAUCAUCACGCUGAAAGACGUCUACGAUGAUAAUAAGAGUGUGUAUCUAGUGACUGAACUGAUGCGAGGGGGGGAGCUCCUGGACAGAAUAUUACACCAGAAAGGUUUCUCCGAGCGGGAGGCCAGCACCCUGCUUCACACCAUCGCCAAGACCGUGGAAUAUCUGCACUCUCAGGGGGUGGUGCACCGGGACCUGAAACCCAGCAACAUCCUGUACGUAGACGAGUCCGGGAAUCCGGAGUCCAUCCGGAUCUGUGACUUUGGAUUUGCCAAACAGCUUCGCGCCGAGAACGGGCUCCUCAUGACGCCGUGCUACACGGCCAACUUUGUGGCCCCGGAGGUCCUGAAGCGGCAGGGAUACGAUGAAGGAUGUGAUAUCUGGAGUCUUGGAAUCCUGCUGUACACCAUGCUGUCCGGGUACACUCCAUUUGCCAACGGCCCAGACGACACGCCAGGGGAGAUCUUGGCCAGGAUUGGCAGCGGUCGGUACACCUUGCAAGGUGGAAACUGGAAUAAGAUCUCGUCAGCGGCAAAGGAUCUUGUCUCCAAGAUGUUGCACGUGGAUCCCCAUCGCCGUUUGACAGCAAAUCAGGUCCUGAAACACUCCUGGAUCGUGAACCGGGAGCAGCUGCCCCAGAACCAGCUGAACCGGCAGGACAUCCAGCUUGUGAAGGGGGCCGUGGCUGCCACCUUCUCAGCUCUGAGCAGCUCCCCGCCAACGCCCAAGCUGGAGUCGGUGAAGGCCUCGACCCUGGCCCAGCGCAGGGAGCUUCGGAAGCUGCCGUCCACCUCACUGUGAGGCAGCCUCGGGCCACGGCUCACCUCACACACAGCCCCGGGAGGAGGACCAUUACUGCUCAUGCACUGGCAGAGACUAUGGACUUUUUCGUGCUGAGCAGACUGCCUUCACUGAGAGGCGGAGAUUCACAGGAGCUUGCUUUUGUACAGAAAUUUUGGAAGAACCUGAGAUACUUGUGAGGGGUGGGAAGGGAGAGGGAGUGG
This is a messenger RNA of Callorhinchus milii (elephant shark), 2646 nucleotides long. Its product is annotated as ribosomal protein S6 kinase alpha-1. The transcript is spliced from 22 exons. The coding region runs from base 242 to 2443 and encodes 733 amino acids. NCBI's taxonomy places the organism in Eukaryota, Metazoa, Chordata, Chondrichthyes, Chimaeriformes, Callorhinchidae. The record is from RefSeq and is a predicted model, not a curated record. Gene Ontology annotation, biological process: positive regulation of DNA-templated transcription; intracellular signal transduction; protein phosphorylation. Gene Ontology annotation, molecular function: ATP binding; ribosomal protein S6 kinase activity; magnesium ion binding.